This is a messenger RNA of Pseudophryne corroboree (corroboree frog), 2285 nucleotides long. It is a transcript of the gene SQLE, whose product is annotated as squalene epoxidase. Lineage: Eukaryota; Metazoa; Chordata; Amphibia; Anura; Myobatrachidae. The record is from RefSeq and is a predicted model, not a curated record. The transcript has 11 exons. The coding region runs from base 288 to 1973 and encodes 561 amino acids. Gene Ontology annotation, biological process: cholesterol metabolic process; sterol biosynthetic process. Gene Ontology annotation, molecular function: flavin adenine dinucleotide binding; squalene monooxygenase activity. Gene Ontology annotation, cellular component: membrane; endoplasmic reticulum.
CGAUGAGCCCCCUCCCCGUUCAUGAUACCAUGUAGCUGGUUGCCGGGCAACCCCAGCCGCUGGUUGCUGAGGCAGGGCGCCGGCCCCGCCCCUAGGCAUGCUGCAUCCCUGCUGACCUGGUGCGGGGAUGGAUGACUGGCUGCCGGUGAUUGGUGGACGCCGCACACAUCCCAGGGGCCGCGCAUCAGUGAGAGGUGUGCGCUUUAUACCGGGUGAUCCCAGCUGUCAUACUCAGUCUCGCUGCACGCGUACACCUGUGUAGGGGACACUUACCGCCGGGUGGCACGAUGUGGACCUUCCUGGGAGUCGCCACCUUCACCUAUGUGUAUAAGAAGUGUGAUGAGCUGCUGAGCUCCCCCCGCCUGGAGCUGCUGCUGGCCCUGCUGCUGUGCUGCACUGUGGGGCUGGUACUGUCCCUGCUCCGGUACCGGGGGCGCCUGGGGGCCGGGAAAAAGGGGAGCCCGGGCCUUCUCUCCGGGAUCUGGAAUGUGAAUGGGGUCAAACAGCAGGAGAAGCCCAGAAUGAAUGGGGCCAGGAAGAGGAAGACUGAAAACCAUCUACAUGGAGCCACGGACAGCGAUGACUGCCCCGUCUCUGGUGCCGCGGCCUGCGAUGACCCGGAAGUUAUCAUUGUGGGAUCCGGAGUGCUCGGCUCAGCAUUAGCUACAGUGUUAUCCAGAGAUGGGAGGAAGGUGGCCGUGAUUGAAAGAGAUUUGAAGGAACCAGAUCGUAUAGUGGGAGAGUUACUGCAACCGGGAGGGUACCAAGCUCUGAGAGACCUGGGUCUUGGUGAUGCAGUGGAAGGUCUGGAUGCACAUAUUGUGCAUGGAUAUGUCGUCCACGACAUUGAAAGUAAAGCAGAGGUGGAGAUUCCCUAUCCUAUGAAUGAGAAUAAACAGCUGCAGUGCGGCAGAGCAUUUCAUCAUGGUCGCUUUAUCAUGGGGCUUAGGAAGAUGGCCAUGGCGGAACCCAACACUCAAUACAUCGAGGGGACGGUCCAGCAGCUACUUGAAGAGGAUGACAUGGUACAAGGAGUUAAAUACAAGGACAAAGAAACAGGAGACGUUAAGGAACUCCGUGCACCGCUCACUAUCAUUGCUGACGGACUCUUCUCCAAGUUUAGAAAGGAUCUAAUCUCAGGAAAUGUCACAGUGUCCUCUCAUUUUGUUGGAUGCAUUUUAAAGAACUCACCGCAGUUUAAGGCCAAUCACGCUGAGCUCGUCCUGGGCAAUCCAAGCCCUGUCCUCAUCUACCAGAUAUCAUCCAACGAGACACGAGUCCUUGUCGACAUCAGAGGGGAAAUGCCCAAGAACCUGAAGGAGUACAUGCUGGAAAACAUUCUCCCCCAGCUCCCUGACCAUCUGAAGGAUCCGUUCCUGUUUGCUGUUGAAAAUGAUCGAUUGAGGACAAUGCCGGCCAGUUUCCUGCCACCUUCACCUGUAAAUAAAAAAGGUGUUUUGCUGCUGGGAGAUGCGUACAACAUGAGACACCCGCUGACCGGUGGUGGGAUGAGCGUUGUACUGAAUGAUGUAAAGAUUUGGAGGGACCUUCUACAGGAUCUGCCGGACCUGACUGAGCACUCACAAAUGCUGCAGGCCAAGAAGACGUUUUACUGGUCAAGGAAGAAGUCCCAUUCGUUUGUAGUGAAUGUCCUGGCCCAGGCCUUGUAUGAGCUCUUUGCUGCUACAGACGACUCCCUGUACCAGCUGAGAAGAGCCUGCUUCCAUUACUUCAAACUAGGAGGAGAAUGUGUGGCCGGCCCCAUAGGGCUUCUGUCUGUGUUGUCCCCCAGACCUAUGCUGCUUAUCGGACAUUUUUUCGCUGUCGCUUUUUAUGCCGUCUAUUUCUGCUUCAAGACGGAGCCCUGGCUGACGAAGCCCCGCGCCUUGGUCAGAAGCAGCGCCGUCCUCUACAGGGCGUGUUCUGUCAUCAUCCCUCUCAUAUACUCAGAGAUGAAAUACUUGUUCUACUGAAUCCAGCCACAGUACGGUCUAACACUGAACACUUAAUCCUAGCUGCAGUGGGCUUAGAAUACACCUGAGAAGGUGCCUAGUGGGUUUCACCUGGUAACUAUACUGGCUCCACACUGAUCUUAUCCUGUACAGGUAGAAUGAUUGCUAUGUAUGGCAUGACUUGCCCAGCCGGAGGCGUUAGAUCAGAUGUUUUCUACAACAGGAUUCACGGUCAUGUGACACACUUACUGCUGGAAAGUGGAUGUAAAGUAAUUUCUCUAUCGUCCUAAGUGGAUGCUGGGGUUCCUGAAAGGACCAUGGGGAAUAGCGGCU